GUGGGACUCGAACAUAGGCAAAAGGAUGUGUCCAAACUCCACCAUCAACACCCUUCGGUUAUGGAGGGACUGAUUUCUCUUCCCGCUACUAAGUAAGCAUUUUGACCUUGAAGCUCGCCAACGAUGGCAGAAACGGAGGAACCCCCUAUACACUUUAAGAAUCUCAGUAGCAGAGAGUACCAGGGCCACAAGAAGAAGGUGCAUUCUGUGGCUUGGAACUGCACGGGGACGAAGCUUGCGUCGGGUUCUGUUGAUCAAACUGCUAGGGUUUUGCACAUUGAGCCCCAUGGACAUGGUGAGGCUAAAGAUAUUGAAUUGAAGGGGCACACAGAUAGCGUGGAUCAGCUGUGUUGGGACCCCAAGCAUGCUGAUUUGAUUGCCACUGCCUCUGGGGACAAGACGGUUCGUCUUUGGGAAUUUGAUUGUGGAAAAUGUGCACAGCUAGCAGAACUUAGUGGGGAGAACAUUAAUAUCACCUAUAAACCUGAUGGGACGCACAUCGCCGUUGGUAAUGAUAGGGAUGAUGAACUAACAAUUUUGGAUGUUCGGAAGUUUAAGCCAAUUCACAAACGAAAGUUCAGUUAUGAGGUUAAUGAAAUUGCUUGGAGCACAACAAGUGAAAUUUUCUUCUUGACGAUUGGAAACGGUGAGAAUAACUUUCUGCUAGUUGAAGUACUAGCAUACCCAUCUCUUAAACCAGUCGACACUCUCAUGGCUCAUACAGCUGCCUGUUAUUGCAUUGCUAUUGACCUAAUUGGAAGAUAUUUUGCUGUUGGGAGUGCUGAUUCCGGGGUCAGCCUUUGGGAUAUCUCAGAGAUGCUCUGUGUGAAAACAUUUCCAAAACUUGAGUAAGUUCUACCCUGGACAAUAAGCUUCAACCACACUGGAGAGUAUCUUGCGUCUGCCAGUGAAGACUUAUUCAUUGACAUAUCAAAUGUUCAAACCGGGAGGACAGUACAUCAGAUUCCAUGUAGGGCAGCCAUGAACAACGUUGAGUGGAAUCCCAAAUCCAAUCUACUUGCAUAUGCCGGAGAUGACAAGAACAAAUAUCAAACUGAUGAAGGUGUUUUUAGGAUAUUUGGCUUCAAAAGUGCAACCUAAGUUAUGCGCUUCUCCUUUGGCUUGUAAUUGGAGCGGUUGUGCAUGUGACGCGACUGUUGUGGUUCUAAACUUGCAAUUGACGAGAAUCGAAUAUAAAACAUCUCACUCACACAUCACAUUUUAAAUGGACAGAAAAUUAAUAAACGAACAAAAGAAGAAAAUACUUUUAUUUUUGUAUUGUUAAGCAGUAAUCAUUUAUUAUUGUUAAUUUUUGUCCUUUGAUAUUUUUCAAUUCAUCUGAACCGACGGCUGAAAAUUAAAAGGGUGUGAGAGAAGUAAAAAGGGUGUGUGGAUAUCACAUCCCCUAUUUAUUCUCAACACGAGGCUGAGCAGGUUUUUGCCCCAUUUUUCUGUUUGGCUUGUACUAUUUAUUUGAAACCUUCAUAUUGUUGAAAACAAGUAUUGCUUGAUAUUGAUUUCUAUUGAGAAUAUUGAUAAUUUUAUUUUCGAUAAAAGGUGUUUGUAGUAUGACUGUAUGACACAAUUGUAUUUCUGUAUAUAAACAAGAACAAUUUCAUUGGAUGAAUUAUGAUAUAUAAUCACAUGUACAAAGAGAGGAGAGCUUUAGCAGUGUGCCCUUGAUCUGGCUGGAAGUAUUAGAUUUUGCAAAACCUACUGAUGUAAUUUCGUUGUUUGAGUGAAUGCAGGCUUCAAAGGUAGUGUGCCCAGAUAAAAUGUCUGUUUCCGCUCUUCAUCUUGAAUGAUCAGAACCCUGAAAAGAGAGUAUAAUUUGGUUGUUCGAAUGUGUCUGGCAAGGAAGCGGACCAAAGAGGCUUCAUCCCCCACUUCACCUUUUGGACAUCGAAGAAAAGGAUGAUUCUGCAGCAGCAAAACAUUUGGAUUACCAUGAUAGAUUAUCUGAUACUAGCAAGCUUCUUAAAA
Molecule: messenger RNA, 1983 nt
Organism: Malus domestica (apple)
Lineage: Eukaryota; Viridiplantae; Streptophyta; Magnoliopsida; Rosales; Rosaceae
Source: RefSeq, a predicted model, not a curated record